Molecule: messenger RNA, 3513 nt
Organism: Chiloscyllium plagiosum (whitespotted bambooshark)
Lineage: Eukaryota; Metazoa; Chordata; Chondrichthyes; Orectolobiformes; Hemiscylliidae
Product: class E basic helix-loop-helix protein 23-like
Biological process (GO): sensory organ development; positive regulation of transcription by RNA polymerase II; axon development
Cellular component (GO): nucleus
Molecular function (GO): protein dimerization activity; E-box binding; DNA-binding transcription factor activity, RNA polymerase II-specific
Source: RefSeq, a predicted model, not a curated record
CGACUGUAUUGGCAGCUGCCGACCUUUUCUUCUAAACGUUUUAAUCCUAUUAAUUAAAGCGUCCUCCUGAUUGGGUAGACGGCAUGUCCCAACAGGCGACUCUCUGCAAUAACCUGAAAGUGGGAUAGAAAGUGAGUCACAUCCCUCCCAGUGCUCGGGCGCACACUGGAGAAGGAGUCGAGGAGCUGUCUCUCUCUCUCUCACACACACACACACACACACACAGCUCAGUGCACUUUUUUUUCUCAUUUCAAAACGUCACCGAUUUAAAAUUGAAGAAAGGCGAAGAGGGGUAAUCCUUUUUGAUUCAAGUGACUGAUUCUAAAAAAAUGAACGUUGCGGAAGGAGAUCUAUUUCACAGCACAGCAAACAUCUCUGUCAAAGGGAGGGACGAGUUAAAUUCCAUUGUCAAUGACACAUAUAUUGAUGUGCCCCAGCGCUACGGCCAAUCUACAUUUAGCUACAGUGGCACUAGCCGAGGUGCUGAAAUCCGGGAGAGCUGGUCUGGACAAAGCUGUACUUCAUACUCAAUCAGUCAGGAUCCAAAAACGACAGAAAGCAGCGAAGACCAGACAGGAGACGAGGAGGACAGUGACGGCCGGUCUGCCGGGAGCACAAGGAAUCCCAGCAGUGACAACGAGGGUAAACUAAAAAGUUCAAUUGGCAAGAAGGACAAAGAGCCGCGUUCGCUGAGACUGAGUAUCAAUGCAAGGGAGAGGAGAAGGAUGCACGACUUAAACGAUGCACUGGACGGUCUUAGAUCUGUGAUUCCUUAUGCCCAUAGCCCAUCAGUCAGAAAACUGUCCAAAAUCGCCACAUUGCUUCUGGCGAAAAACUACAUCUUGAUGCAGGCUCAAGCUUUGGAUGAAAUGAGGCGGCUGGUAGCUUAUUUGAACCAGGGCCAGGCACUGACAGGACCCAUUCCAUCUGCAGCUGCAUUGACCAACACUCUGAGCUCCUUCGGACAGUCUGCUGUUUACCCAUUUACAGGCACUUCCAUUGCUGCUUGUCCGGACAAGUGCGCUGUAUAUACAGGAACACCGUCCAGUCUUUGCAAACAUUGUAACGAUAAGCCUUAAGCAACAUGUCAAUCCAUUCAUCCAUCUGUCCAUCCAUUCUGUUGUGAAUUGAGACAUUUUGUUUUGCUCCUUUUUGUCUAUGUACAAACAAGCCAGUUUGCUGCUCAUCUACUUUGGCCUCCAAGUAGUAUUCGUUUCCACGCCACUCGCCAAUUUUCGCUAACCUACCUAUUAUGACCCUAACUUGUUUGUAGAAGAGAUCAAUUGAUAUGCAUAGAUAGAUGGAUAAAUGGCUCAUAAAAGACUUAAGUUCUGGAGUUUUAUUUUCAGUUGUCUUUUUUUCUUAUGUAUGACUGCACUCGUUCGGCGCGUUCAACAAUUGUUAUCUAUGCAACAUCUCCGUACCAAGAUCUGAAGAUUCAAGGCUCUUGUUCCCCAUUAAGUCUGACCACACAUUAUUACGAAGAAUUCCAUUCGAGAAUACAAGGCAUUUAUAUUUAUGUUCCAAUUAAAUAAAAAAGCUCUUUUAGCAAGUUAACAUUUUACUCAUAUUCGAUAUGGAUGGAAUCCAUUCACGGUCCCGUUGUGAUGAUUGUGCGAAGUUAGAUUUUUAGGGAGAAUGUAUACUAAAUUUAAUUAAUUGUCACUGACCCAAGCACUAAACAGGAAAUGCAUAGGUGAGACAGUAUUUGAUCUGCUGUUCUUCACUAAUGUAUUGAAAAGUCUAAGGAAGUAGAUUUCCAAAGUCACGUGAACAUGUUCUACUUAAUUAUCGAUUGCUUUUUUCGUGUAUACGUAUUUAACCGAAUAAAGUUAACAGCGAACAUUAAUGCUGGGGUUUCCUUACUUUCCGGACUGACCUGCUUAAGAUGAAUAAUCUCCUUCUAUCAAUCAUAGUUCUUGUGACUUGUUGUAACGACUUUCUCCACACUAUCCCUUAUUAUUAAACACAGCCAAUUCAAUGGUAGGUAUCAAAUGUAUUGCUGUAUAAAAUACAACCUGCUGAAUAGGCUUGCUCGAAAAACGGGCGAUGUAACUUGAAGUUUCAAUAAUGAUUGACCUGAAUUUUAAUAUGUAAUGCAUUUUAAUUCAUUGGAAAUUUUAAGUAUGCAAUUUAUAAGCAAUGUGUUUAAAUUGAUGUGUUUAUAAUAAAUAUUUCACGAAAUAGUUAAGCAUAAUUGAGCAGAAUGUGUUGAGAAUGUGUUGCAUAAUCCACCAUAAUUACAAAAGUAAUUACUGAUAAUUUGUUGCAUAAACUUGUAUGCAAAUUGAAGUGAUUUUUCUGCACUCGUGUUUUGGAAGUAUUUGCUUUUCCUUUGACUUGAUGUACUUUGACUUUUUUUUAAUGGUCAGACUAAGCGUUUUGGCAACGGUUUGGGGGUAUUUAUAAUUGAAUAACAUUAACGAUGCCGACUUAUUUAAAAGGGAAAAUAUAAUGAGGCAACGCUAUUCGAAUAAGAACUGUAUCAAUAUAUAAAAUAUAAUUAAUGCCCCUCUUACAUGGCCUUCAUUCAAAUGUUUCUACUUGUUUAUUAAGUGACACUGAACCCAAACGAAAAAAAAACUCUAUUAAGUUAAUGCUUCGGCCUUUUGUAUUUAGACAGUACUGUUACGAAUAUUAAUUCUGUAUGUCAUUGUAUAUAUUUCAAAUUUGGCUAACAGUAACGUAAAUUGCAGUUUUUGUGAAACGCUUAUGUGAUGGUUAAAAUAAUGCAAAAGUAAAGUGUUAAUUAUAUGAUGAGACUUAUGAUUUGUCACAAGUAAAGGCCUUCCUAAGGUACACUCGGGCCAUCCCUCAGUACAUUCGACAGGCGUGAUGGGCACUUAGUAUCCUCCACAUUGGAGGCUAUAUUUGUGUUGUCUGUGUUGCAGCCUGUAGAGAUUGAAGUGGUUUAGAAACCUGAGUGCAUUAUGUUAAUAAAAUUACCCUUUUAUACCAAAAGACCUAAGCCACAAAAAUGAAAUUGACACAGAUAUUUAUUCCUGCACAUUAGUUGUAGGAAGGAAAUUUUAUCAGUUUCAUACUUUUUUUAAAAAAAAUGCAAAUUGUCCCAAAGUAUUGUAGAUAUUUAUAUUGCAUGCUGGACAGUGCUAGAGUAUGCCACUUGUGUUGCUGCAUUCCAGAACUCAUGUAGUUUACCUUUGAAUUCACUCUAAUCAAGUUCCAGCUUUCAAACAUACUAAUGUUAUUCACAUUAGCAGUGAAAAAGCUUUAGUAAUAUUGCUGUAAUAUAGCAAUAUAGCUUCUUCCUGUGACUACUUUGUAAAAUGUGCCCAAUACUUCAUACUGGCACUCCAUUUAAUUUUUAAAUAGAGUGUAUUGGCAUCUGGGAGAAAACGCUGGCCAGCAGUUUUGUGAUUUCAUUAUGUUGAGCUAUUUGGACUAAAGUAAUACUCCAAAGGUUGGAAAAUGUUGUUUCUGUAUGUACACAUGCAUUCUGAAACUCUAGUGCAUUUCCUGACACUUGUACUGUGAUAGUUUUACAUUAAAUGA